GGUUGUUCAAAACUGAGCAAUAUUGCUAUGGUUUUCAUGUAAUUCAAGCUAGAAAAGUUAGAAUGGCCAAAAUAUAGAGAAACUGUCCAGUUAUAGUGUGAAGCAGCCUAGGUAGUGAAAAGGCAAGUAGAAGAUACUGAUAGAUCAGAUGUGAUCUCUUGCAGUUCUGGCUUAUAUCCCCAAAUAAUUGUCUUUAACUACAGAGCUGCAUGGGGCAGAGCUGAAGCUUUGUAGCUUUCAGUGCAACCCAUUUUUGUAUCUGUAUUUAUAGCCUGGUUUGAGCAAUAUUUAAAAAUGUUCAUGCCCUUGGGUGAAGUUCAGCAGCAGGAUGCCUUCUGCACUCCUGUUUUGCAAUAAAUUAAUAUAAGUACAUGGGAUGUUUGGGAAUUGUUUAUGUACACUGUGGUUCCCUUCCUGCAGGUUGGUGAAGACGGCCUUCAGAUCUGUGUUGAGAUAUGUGGAUGUGCCCUACAGCUGGACCUCCGUGAAGACCCCAGCAUGAAAAGUCUUAUUUAUAAAGCAAUCGCUCAUUUUCUGCCAAAUGACUUGGAGAUCCUCAGAAUUUGUGCUCUCUCCAUCUUUUUCCUGGAGCGCACCUUGGAAUCUUACUACACUGUUGAGCACUUGUACAAAUGUGCAGAUGAAGAAUACAAUGAGUGCACUAGUUCUGUUCAGAACCGCGUGCGGUUCGAGCUGCUGCCCAUCUUGAAGAAAGGAUUGUUUUUUGAUCCUGAGUUCUGGAAUUUCUUGAUGAUCAAGCAGAAUUGUUUAGCCUUGUUGGGGGAUAAAGCCUUGGAUGGCUUGAGUGAAAGUACACUGGAAAACUCUCCUGCAAACACAGAGAAAACAGCGGAGUACAGGGCUCUGGGUGAGGAACGUGGCUGUUUAACAGAUGUCAGCAAUGGGGAGCUUGACCCUGGAAACUGCUCUGGAGCCCGCUCCAAAGGGAAUGCCAGAAAGAACCACCAAGCUCUUGAGGCAUCCAAAACAUUGGAUCAGGCUGAACCAAGGCACCGCUGUGUGAUCUGCAACAAGGAGUUCCUUGGGGAUCACAUAGUGAAACACGCACAAGCUCACCAAAAAAAGGGCAGCUUCUCCUGCGUGCUUUGCACCAGGAAGUUCAGGCAGAAAGGACUCAUGCUGAAGCACUUAAGGAAUCAUGUCAGGAAGAUAGAAAGGCAACAUCUUGCUGCAGCUCUUGAGGCUGGUCAGGAGGCUCCUGUUCUUCAUGAAGUGCAAUGUUCUGGUGUUUCUGUGUCUCUUGAAAAUGGGAAUUCUGAGGGUUCCAAAGAUGCUGAACCAGAGGCUACAGUAGCUGUGGUAGCUCCGAGUUCUGAUCAGGUCCAAGAGGAGGCUGAGAAUGCGGAACAGGUUUUUGAGGCAGUGGAAAACCAUCUAAGUGAGCAGGAUGAUGCUACUGAAAACAGUAGUGACAGCUGCUUUAAUAAUGUUCCUGAUGCAUUAAGUACAGAGAGUUUGCCUGAGGAUGAUGAGAGCUCCAGUAAAGAGUCACCCAUUCUGCAUAAAGUGAAUGGAGUGUUUUGCCCUCAAAAAGAUAUUGAUGCUUUGGAUGAGGAAGGGAUCUUUAAGUGCCCUGCUAAUGGUUGUGCUAGAGUAUUUAAAAAAAUAAGAUUCCUCAACAAACAUGCCAGAAAAACUCACCCAACUGAUCUGAAGGUGCAGCAGCAUAUAAUGAAAUGGAAUAAAGGAAAAUGCCGCUUCUGCCAGAGGAAAUUCGCUGAUUCCCAACAUUUUAUAGACCACCUGAAGAGACAUGUGUAUCCAAAUGUUUACUUUUGUUUACACUUUAAUUGUAAUCAGAGAUUUAAGCUGUCGACUGAGCUUGCAGAACAUACAAAAAGUCACAGUGUGUUUAAGGCUCAGUGCAAUUUCUCAAACUGCUGUGAGCUAUUUGAGGAGCUCCCUUUGCUGUAUGAACACGAGGCUCAGCAUUAUCUAAAUAAAACCCCAGAAUGUUCAGAAGAUGCAAGUGAAAAAGAUUCUUCAGAUGAUCCUUCAGAACUUUGUAGUAACCAAGAUGAGGAUGAAUCCGUUAAUGAAAAAGAAACUGUAGAUUUACCAAUUCCAACCUGGAAGUCAAGGAAGGAUUCUGCAGAACCAAAGACAUACAUUCAAAGUGUGGAGAAGAAAGCAAAUAAUGUAAUUCACAAUGGAAAUGAAAGCUCAUCUGAGGGUAGUGCUCCAGUUUUAAGUUUGAUAGACCAAAAGACACCUGUGUUACAGCCAAAUCCUGAAAACUGUCAUGUUGUUAGUGACCAACUGGUCAAUGGGCACAGUGACCCAGAUCAGACAUCAUCCAAGGCAGCCCAGGUACCUUUGGACAGAGUAGCAGAUGAAACAAGGACAGAAAAUGGGUCAGUGUUACCAGUUUUACAGAAUUGUCACGAUGCACCACAAAAUAAUGCUCCUGCAGCCUCACAAGUACCUUCUAAACCAAAUCAGACAACAGAGACUACUUCAUAUGGUGUCAUCUUAACAAAACCCUACGUCAGACCAUUGCCUCCCAGUUACCUUGAUGAACGUUACAUUAGCAUGCCAAAACGGAGAAAAAUUUUGGCUGAUGAGGUAGAUGCU
Passer montanus (Eurasian tree sparrow) is the source of this 2595-nucleotide messenger RNA. RefSeq names its product zinc finger protein 654-like. Gene Ontology annotation, biological process: regulation of transcription by RNA polymerase II. The record is from RefSeq and is a predicted model, not a curated record. Gene Ontology annotation, cellular component: nucleus. NCBI's taxonomy places the organism in Eukaryota, Metazoa, Chordata, Aves, Passeriformes, Passeridae. The annotation marks the transcript as partial. The transcript has a single exon. Gene Ontology annotation, molecular function: DNA-binding transcription factor activity, RNA polymerase II-specific; DNA binding.